UAACGCUAAACUUUCAUACUACCUCGGCUCAAAUAUUUUUGGGUCGGCGCGUCACCCUCACUCUUACCCUCAUCUUUUCUCUCCUCCCUCCCAAAAUUUCCCAAUUCGCUGCAAUCUUGGAGCUAAACAUCACCCCAAAAUUUCAAUCGAAUCCUUUUAUUUUUUCUAUUUUUCGAUUAGUACUUACGUUAAAAUUUAGACAUAGGCAUUCAUACACACAUAUACGUAUACAUAUUAUACACGCGUAUAUGUAUUCCGUUUUUUAUCUGGCACAAGUUGAAUACAAAGCACUUUAUUCUUUGCGAUUCACGAAAUCUCUCCCAUCUUCUGUUUUCUCGAUAGGUUUGUUCAAUUUUUGAUGGUUUUUUCGUUUCUGAGGACAAAAAUCUUUAAUUUUUGUUGAGGGUCCAAGAGAUUUUGUAGAUUACUCUUUUAUUUUAUGGUUAGAAUCCUGGGCUGUUUUCAGUUUCGUCGGUUUUGUUGUUCCGUGGUUCAAACUGGGCUUACCAGGGAAGUUCGUGAAGAAGUAUAACUGUGGUACUGAGAGUUAUUGGGUGAAUUUGCUCGAGACGAUUUGUAUAACUUUUCCUGUUUUAUUCAAUUUAAUUGUUUUGGAAAGAGGGUUAGGGUUUUUAGCUUUUCGGUUGAAUUCAUCUGAUAAGGGACAAUGAUCGCGAAACAGAUGAGGAAAUUUGAAACGAACCUCAAGCGAUGCAAAGCAGAGAAUAAGGAAGACUUCCCCGGUGAGAAUGAGGGGGAAUCGUGCUUCACAGUGAAUUCCAAGAACGUGAAAACAACCGAUGGGCUUUUCACUGUUCCUGUAAAACAAUUUGAAGAGUGCAACAUUAAUUUCCAGAACAAUUUGCCCACUGGAGCUAGUUUCUACAUCGGUGAAGUGAUCUCUAUACCCCAAACUAAAAUUCGGACUCAAACUCAGACUCAGAUAGGUCUUAAUAAUAAGCCUCCUCUGUUGAAGUCUACUAGAGGGCGUACACAGGUACUACCAUCGAAAUUCAAUGACUCAGUUUUGCAUUCAUGGAAGAAAGAAAAAUCUGAGAGUGAUGAUUAUGGAAGCAGUACUUUGGAUACAGAUAAUGUGGACAGUGGAAAUCAUAGUAAGAAGAAACUAAAGCGUCAAAAGUUUUGCAAUGAUGAAAUAUAUUUAGUCAAAAAACAGAAAAUUGAAGAUCAAAAUGGCUUUCAAUUUUAUAAUACAAGUUUAUUACCCCACUCCAACACCAAAUAUGGGUAUAGAGACUGUUCUGACAGUAAAAUGUAUUCGAGUUCCCGGAGUUCAGUGACAUCAGUUAAUGAAGGAUGUUCUAGUGUUUCACAAGUGGUGGAAAGUAGUGGAUACUCAAGGAGGGAGGUGAAUGGAUUUGUGGGAGUGCAGAAGAUGGUCAAGGAGAAGGAGACUGUAAAGAAGGCUGAUUUUUAUCAGCCUGAAGAUUUUGUAUUUGGGGAUAUAGUUUGGGCUAAAUGUGGUAAGAAUUUCCCAGCUUGGCCUGCUAUUGUGAUUGAUCCGCUGUGGCAAGCACCUGAAUCUGUUCUGAGGGCUUGUGUUCGAGGCACACUCUGUGUGAUGUUUUAUGGGUAUUCAAAGAUGGGACAGAGGGAUUAUGCAUGGAUAAAAGCUGGAAUGGUUUUUCCCUUUCACGAAUAUAUGGACAGAUUUCAGGGGCAGACUAAGUUGUAUGGCAGCAAACCUAGUGAUUUCCAUAUGGCUAUAGAGGAAGCUAUUUUAGCUGAAAAUGGCUACACAAAUCCUUCGGUGGAGACUGUGCAGGAAGCUUUACCUGAGACAAAAUUCAGUGAAAUUGAACAGGCGACUGGGUCAAAUCAGGAGUCACAAUAUAAUUUCAUCAAGCAGGAUUCAAAUGACAAGAGAUAUGACACACGCCCUUGUGAAAGCUGUGGACUCAAUUUUCCAUGCAGAACUAUGAAGAAAAUAAAGGGCAAAACUGCAAAAACACAUUUCUUGUGCAAGCACUGUGUUAAGUUAAGGAAAUCAAAACAAUAUUGUGGUGCAUGCAAGCAAAUCUGGCACCAUUCUCGUGGUGGAAGUUGGGUAUGCUGUGAUGGUUGUAAUGUUUGGGUACAUGCUGAGUGUGCCAACAUUUCCAGUGAACUUUUAAAGGAUCUGGAGAAGGCGAAUUACUUCUGCCCAGAGUGCAAAGCAAAAUCUACCGCUGAUUUCUUAGUUGUGGGUAAACAGCAAUUUGAUGUUAGGUCUGCCCAGAAUCCUGGACAAAAUUUUCCGUCUGACAAGAUCACUGUUGUCUGCAAUGGUGUGGAAGGUGUUUAUCAUUCAAGUCUGCAUCUGGUUCAAUGUAGUUGUGGUUCAUGCGGGGCAAAGAAACAAUCGCUUAGUGAAUGGGAGCGACAUACAGGUUCUAGAGCAAAAAAAUGGAAGUCAAGUGUUAAGGUGAAGGGUUCAAAUUUAACACUUGAAAAAUGGAUUGUAGAGUACAAUGCACAUGGCUUUGAUCUUCUUCGUUUGGAUGAGAACAAGCUGUUUGGUUUGUUGCAAGAAAACUAUGAACCUGUUUAUACAAAGUGGACUACAGAACGCUGUGCUAUUUGUAGAUGGAUUGAAGAUUGGGACUACAACAAGAUGAUAAUAUGCAACAGAUGUCAAAUAGCUGUACAUCAAGAAUGUUAUGGAGCGAGAAAUAUUCAGGAUUUUGCUUCAUGGGUCUGUCGAGCAUGCGAAACACCAGAGGUUGAGAAAGAGUGUUGUCUCUGUCCUGUAAAAGGUGGUGCAUUAAAGCCAACUGAUGUUGGAACUUUAUGGGUUCAUGUUACAUGUGCAUGGUUUCAGCCAGAAGUCGCUUUUUCCAAUGCAGAGAUGAUGGAGCCUGCAACAGGUCUUCUUCGAAUUCCGGCAAGUUUCUUUGCUAAGGCGUGCAUUAUUUGCAAUCAGAUUCAUGGGUCUUGCACCCAGUGUUGCAAGUGUGCCACCUAUUUCCAUGCAAUGUGUGCUUUUCGUGCUGGAUAUCGCAUGGAAUUGCACUGUGCGGAGAAGUACGGUACACAGAUUACCAAAUGGGUCUCAUAUUGCGCUGUUCAUAGGACGCCAAGUGCGGAGAAUGUACUAGUCAUACAGACUCCCAAUGGGGUUUUCUCGACCGGAAGCUUACUUCAAAAUCAGAUUCAAGAACAGUGCUUGGGUGGUUUGAGGCUCAUCUCAUGUAGGACUGCUGAAUGUUCUGAUUCAUUGGCUGCUGAUACUUAUGAAAUCGAUCCCAUGUCUGCUGCAAGGUGUCGCAUUUUCGUACGAUCAAACAGAAAGAGGGCUGUACAAGAGUCAGUAUUCCACCGACCAAUGGGGCCAAGCCAUCAUCCUUUUGAUGUUAUAGAUUGUUUAACUUUACACAAACAAGUUGAAGUUGGAACUUGUUUCUCAACCUUCAGAGAGCGACUAAGCCAUUUACAGAGGACAGAAAAAAAUCGGGUUUGCUUUGGUAAAUCAAGAAUACAUGGAUGGGGCCUCUUUGCAAGGCAGAACAUUCAAGAAGGAGAAAUGGUUCUUGAGUAUCGAGGUGAGAAGGUGAGGCGCAGUGUUGCUGAUCUGAGGGAGGCACGCUAUCGUUCGGAAGGCAAAGAUUGCUAUUUUUUCAAGAUAAGUGAGGAAGUAGUAAUUGAUGCCACAAAUAAAGGGAACAUAGGCCGCUUGAUCAAUCACUCGUGUAUGCCCAGCUGUUACGCAAGAAUAAUGAGCACGGGUGAAGAAGAUAGCCGAAUAGUUCUUGUAGCUAAAAUUGAUGUUUCAGCUGGUGAAGAAUUAACGUACGAUUACUUGUUUGAAUCUGACGGGCACGAUGAAGUUAAAGUUCCGUGCUUAUGUGGAGCUCCAAACUGCCGGAAAUUCUUGAACUAAUGCAUACCAAUUUUUUUGCAAGGAACACAACUAAAGAUGAGAAUUUUGUUGAUUUUCCUUAAGUGCAAUUUUCAGUUGCAAAUAAGUGUAAUUUGACCGGCCCAAUAGUAAAUCUUUUUUUGUAAUUUGUGGCAAAGAAGGCAUGUUCUGUUUUGGGGCGCUGGAGUAAUGUUUCACCAGCUUAUAAGGCAUGUUCUCUCAUAUAUCUACAUUUUUUUAUUAUGUUACACCA
This is a messenger RNA of Olea europaea var. sylvestris, 4112 nucleotides long. RefSeq names its product histone-lysine N-methyltransferase ATX5-like. Gene Ontology annotation, molecular function: protein binding. Gene Ontology annotation, biological process: regulation of transcription by RNA polymerase II. The coding region runs from base 668 to 3880 and encodes 1070 amino acids. The transcript is spliced from 23 exons. The record is from RefSeq and is a predicted model, not a curated record. NCBI's taxonomy places the organism in Eukaryota, Viridiplantae, Streptophyta, Magnoliopsida, Lamiales, Oleaceae.